AUGGUUGACUUUUCACAAGAAAAGAACCAUGAUAUUGCUUCUUCAAGCCGUGUGCUCGAUUUAGAUGAGGAAUACAGUAACGAAGACUCUCCUGAAUACUCCAACAUUUACAUAGACGAGUACAAUCCCAAUGGACUCCGCAAGCCCACCGCCCAUGAGAAACAGACGUUGAGAAGAGUUAUUGUCAAUCUUCCCUGGAAAUGCUAUUUUUUGUGUCUUGCUGAACUCGCUGAGCGAGCUUCGUACUAUUCGGUUCAAGGUAUUUUGUCCAACUUUAUUCAAAGACCUUUACCUCCCGGUUCUACCACAGGUAAGGUUAUGGCUGGUCCAGGAAGUGAAAAUAUUUCUCCGGGAGCUUUGAAUAUGGGUUUACCCACCACACAAGCCAUGACAAACUUGUUGGCUUUCUUGGCGUACCUUCUCCCACUUUAUGGUGGUUACGUUGCCGAUACAAAACUUGGAAAAUUGAAGGCUAUCUGGGUGGGAAUUGCUGCUGGAUUGGUGUCCCAUAUUUUGUUUGUGAUUGCUGCAAUUCCUCAAGUUAUUGACCAGGGACAUGGUAUCGUUCCAUUGGCUUUUGCAAUCAUCACAUUGGCUAUUGGAACUGGGUUUAUCAAGCCUAACUUGUUACCUCUUUUGAUGGACCAGUAUAAGGAACAGCACGAUGUGGUUAAGGUUUUGCCAAGUGGUGAACAUGUUAUAAUUGAUCGAGAAAAGACAUUGGAAAGAAUCACAUUGUACUUUUAUUGGUCCAUCAACAUUGGUGCUUUCUUUCAAUUGGCAACUUCGUACAUUGAAAGAAGAAUUGGUUUCUGGUUUGCGUUUUUCAUUCCUAUUAUCAUUUACCUUAUUUUGCCGGUAGUUUUCUGGUACUUGAAGACGGUGGUUAUUGACACUCCCCCAGAGGGCUCGGUUUUGACCAAUGCUUCCAAAAUUAUUAGAGUCUCUUAUAGGAGAGGAUGGGUCAAGAGACUCAGAAACGGCACCUUUUGGGACUAUGCUGCGCCAACGGAAAUGGAAAAGCGUGGUGAAACCUUCUACAAGGAACAACCCUCGUUCAUCUCCAGAACUUAUAACAAGCUCAGAGGCACCCCAGUGGAAAAACCUCUUCCCAUUACUUGGAACGAUCAAUGGGUUUUAAACGUCAAACAGACUAUUGAUGCCUGUAAGAUAUUCUGUUAUUAUCCAAUCUAUCUUCUCAACGAUAAUGGUCUUGGUUCCGUACAGACGUCCCAGGCUGGUUCCAUGACUCUCAAUGGGGUUCCCAACGAUUUGUUCAACAACUUCAAUCCUUUGACAAUUAUCGUCUUGAUUCCAAUUUUGGACUUGGCAGUUUACCCAGCCUUAAGACGAUUCAAGAUCAAUUUCCGGCCUGUUUACCGUAUAACAUUUGGCUUCUUCGUUGCUUCAAUGGCUCAAGUUGCCGGUGCUGUUCUCCAGCACAAAAUCUACAAAACUUCACCUUGUGGAAACUACGCUACCAAUUGUGAGAAAGGUGUUUCGCCUAUAAGUGCCUGGCAAGAAGUUUCCUUGUACGUUUUGCAAGCAGCUUCUGAAUGUUUUGCAAUGACAACUUCAUACGAAAUUGCCUAUACAAGAGCUCCUCCAAAAAGCAAAGGUUUGGUAAUGGCACUUUGCUUAUUUGCUUCAGCUAUUUCUUCUGCGCUUUCUUUGGCCAUUACCCCAGCUUUAUAUGAUCCUCAUAUCAUCUGGGCAUUCGUUGCUAUGGCCUGUAUUGGUAUUUUCUUUACUAUCUUGUUUUUUAUUCACUUUAGAAAGUUGCACGUUCAAAUGGAAAAAGAACGAAUUUGGAGAGAAACUUUGGACCACGAAGACAGAGUUGCUGCUUUCAAAGCAGCGGAAACAGGCGAGGUGACCACCAACUUUAAUAAUCUUGAAGCAGUGACCUCGUUGAGGGCCCAAGGGAAAUAA
Molecule: messenger RNA, 1932 nt
Organism: Meyerozyma guilliermondii ATCC 6260
Lineage: Eukaryota; Fungi; Ascomycota; Pichiomycetes; Serinales; Debaryomycetaceae
Gene: PTR2
Product: Ptr2p
Exons: 1
Coding region: 1-1932 (643 amino acids)
Biological process (GO): transmembrane transport; oligopeptide transport
Cellular component (GO): membrane
Molecular function (GO): dipeptide transmembrane transporter activity
Source: RefSeq, a predicted model, not a curated record